This is a messenger RNA of Symbiodinium natans, 2448 nucleotides long. Lineage: Eukaryota; Dinophyceae; Suessiales; Symbiodiniaceae. The record is from the annotation of a GenBank genome assembly.
AUGCCUUUUGAGCAAGACGGAGGUGCCUCGGCCAUUCCAACGUGGGAUGGUCACCCAAAGGGCUGGCGAAGGUAUGCGAGAGAGGUGGCCUGGUAUGUGCAGGGAACAAAACACAAUCAAAGACGCUACCUUGCAACCAGGUUAAUCAGCAGACUUACUGGCUCGGCACGUUUGUUGGCGAUGUCAUGGCACCAAGACGAGUUUGAUGGAGAUCAGGGUGUCUUGACCUACGUGAGAAAGCUGGCUUCUUCCCCGCUUGUCCGCCGCUCUUUGCCAAACGCGGCAGCCAUCAUGAACCAGUACUUUCAGUUCAAGAGAAAUCCAGGAGAGCCCAUCACGACGUUCUUGGUGCGUGAGACACUUGGCUUUGAGGAGUUCCAGGAAGCACUUCUUCGUCUUCGAGAUGAACGUCAGGGCCUGUCAGUAGAUAAGCAGUUGUUCGGCUUAGAAAGUCUUCUUCGCAAGGAAGGUGGUGAGGACAACUCUGAGGCACCUGGAGAUGAUGAAGGGACGGACUCCAAUGCCAGGGGAAAGCCAGAAGCAACACCCCCAGGCAGUCAGACUGGAAGUUCCCCACACCAUCGUCCGAGCGGAGCAGCAGAGUCGACGCAGAAGCAGCCUCAGGGAGACAGCCCGGUCCCCCAACCUGAGCCAACUCCAAGGUCACCUGCAGGUGCAGCGGCUGUGUUUGUCCAGGCAGAGGAGGACACGUAUGACUCGUUCAUUUUGGAUGUUCUUCGGGGCUGGCGUCUCUUGCAGGCGGCAUCCUUGAGCUUGGAUGAACGUCGUGAUGUUCUUUCUGCAACCAGAAACAGGUUGGACUUUGAGAGCAUCAGCAAUGCCUUGCAGGUGCUUUGGGACGAGCAGCUUUCAGGAGCACGAAGGAUGGCACCAACAAGCCCUCACCAUCACCAGUCCUAUGUCAUGGAGCAGCAAGGAUGGGACGAGGAUGCCAUGUUUCCUGGCUGGCACGAGACAAAAGAGGACGAUCCUUGGGCAGAUUGGCAUGGUUACCAUGUGGAAGAGCGAUGGCCUGAGGGAGAUGUGAUGGCGCAAGAAAAUAUGGAAGAGCUCACGGCCAGUGAGCUGGAAGACCCAGCUGUGCGAGAAGCGCUUCAGGCUGAGCGAGCUGCUGAGUUGAUGGCAAGCGAGGCAGCGAUGACAUGGAAGAGAGCUCAGAGAGCAACGUCAGAGCUUCGAAAAGAUCGUGGCUUUGGCAAAGGGAUGAGUGCAGCCGUUGUGUCUCCAGGAGGCAAGGGCAACACCGUGUGCUUCAAGUGCGGUCGUGCGGGCCACAUGGCUCGAGAUUGCACUGUGGUGCGAGGCAAAGGAAAGCAGUCCUUCUACAUCGGCGAGGACUGGGACUACGACUACUAUGACUACGACAACUUCGCCAUCCAGAAGGGCAAGGGAAAGAAGGGCACGUUCGGCAAGAGUCACUUCGGGCUAUCGAAAGGAUGGAAGGGCCGAGGAAAGACCCCGUUCCGAAGCUCUGUUCCUGGAGUGAAUGCCUAUGGCCUUGAGAUGUUGGGAGCAGCCGACCAAGGGCUGACUCUCGACUUCAAUGUUGCCACUCGUGGCGACGCCGUUUCUCCGAAUUGUGGGCUUGUGGACAGUGGAGCAACAGCAUCUGCUGGUCCGGAAGCCAGUGUACAGUGCCUCAUCAAUGCUGUUUUGGAGAGAGACCGCUCUGCCACCAUCAAGGUGGACCAGUCCCGUCGGCCAUAUUUUCGGUAUGGUUCUGGUUCCUGGGGAAGGGCGCAGUUCCAUGCGGAGAUUUCAUCGUCCUUGUCGGGUUCUACGAAGAGUUUUGGUGUGUAUGCCUUGCCGAACCCCCCGGAGUAUGUGGAGAAGUGGUUCAGAGAUGAUAUGGAUGAUCAUGACUUCAACGAUGGCUUCUUCAUUAAUGCAACCGACAAGGCAAACCUCAGUGAGCCGAAGAGUGAACAGUACCUGACACAAACCUCCAAAGGCCACUUCGCCAUCGACAUCGUGGACUACCUCACUGGAGGUAAGGCCUGCUCAGAGGGUCACUGUCACGUGGUUGCGCAAGUUCAUCCUCCUACCCCAAGCAUCGCACUUCCCGGAACAGACCAGGACCUCCCCUUGCAGUACAUGUAUCCUCUGGAAAUCAUGUCGGAAGAGCUGAUGGUUUCUGAUAAGAUACCCACCAUGAGUGCAGCCGAGAGACACACUUUGAUUGUGCAGCGGGGUCAGCGUUCACGCAGUGCCGAUGGACAACAGCACCUUGGCUCGAGGAUGCGUCUUGCCUCGCCACUACCUAACUCCGACAACAUCCCCUCCAAGAACAUCGUUGCUCAUGCCGCCCAAAGUCGAGAAGAAGCAAGCGCCCCCCUUGGACGAGAGCAGGACAAUCCCAGCAGAUCCAUUGACCUUUUUCCUUUCAACACCAACUCUUUCCUGAAUACAAAUUGCAUCUCCGCAUAG